Messenger RNA from Formica exsecta, 2413 nucleotides. RefSeq names its product CUE domain-containing protein 1. The record is from RefSeq and is a predicted model, not a curated record. The transcript is spliced from 5 exons. NCBI's taxonomy places the organism in Eukaryota, Metazoa, Arthropoda, Insecta, Hymenoptera, Formicidae. Bases 335 to 1012 code for a protein of 225 amino acids. Gene Ontology annotation, molecular function: ubiquitin binding.
CAUCUAUGCAUUUUUUGUCUAUGGUGAGAUGAUGAGCACAAUUUCGAUGUAGUUGACAACAGUUCAGUACAUAACACAUAACAGUACGUAAGAUGACAUAGAAUUGCAUAAAUUGGCAACGGGUCUCGUAUUUUGAAUACGUUGCAUAUAUAUGCAUAUAUUUGACCAAUUAACCGUUUAGAAAGAUGACACUAUGCUAAUUACCAUGAUUGACACUAAGUGAAGAGCAGAUCGGUAACAACAUAAACCGGUUCGCAGGCAUGGAUAACACUGUCAUUUCCUGAAGAUCGUCAGCAGGUGUUUCUCUGUCAAUUUCACUGUCAAAAACUUCACCAUGGCCUCUGCCACGGAGCAGCAGCAACAGACCACGCUGGAAUUUUACCAGGCGAUGGCCGACUUUAAAAACAUGUUCCCGCAAAUGGACGACGACGUGAUAGAGGCUGUGCUAAGAUCCAAUCAAGGAGCUGUGGAUACUACAAUUGACCAGUUACUUACCAUGAGCACUGACAAUGAAAAUGAAAAGAUUAGAAGUGAAUUGGAGCAAAAGGAAGAACUGCCAAGCACCACAAAGUCACCUAGGAAAGACUCUAGCAAAUCAUUAAAAACUAUACAUAAAUGGCAGCCACCAUUAUUGGGACCAUUGCCGGAUACCUUUUUAAGACUACCCCAGCAAAUGUCGGAUGAUGGUAUUGAUUCGACGUACUCGCAAGAGAGUUCUAUGUUGGAAGAUGAGAGAAUUGCUAUGUUCCUGCAAAACGAAGAAUUCAUGGCAGAACUUCGUUGGAAUGAAGAUUUUCUAUCUACAUUGGAACAUGAUUCAAAGCUCGAAAAAUGCGGCGGCCAGACCGGUCACGAUGAUGAGGAUCUAUUUAAGGAAAGACUAAAAAAUAUGGGCAAACUAAGAAACGCGGCGGCAGGCAAUUGUUGCCGCCGACAGCUUCUUGUGACGAUCUUUUGGAUCCAGAAGAGUCAUCCAAACCUCAAUCCUAAAAAAAAACAUCUGUACCUAUAAUUCUACAGGGAAUAUCUAUACUCUUGUCUUACUUUAUUAUAAAGAUAGAGAGCAAACUUAAUGGCGUUCACAGCUUAAGUGUAAUUUAAAUAUCACAAAACCAAGCAUAUCUAUGUCGUAAUUUGCAAAACGAGAGAAAAUUAUGUUAGAGUACCAUGUAAGAUAUAAUUUAAUUAGUGAUUUGUUUUUGGUUCACGGCUGACGAGAUCAUUAUUUGAACAGAGAUAAUGGAAUUGUUAGAUUGACGAUUCGAAAACCUAUCAGUGAGCAAAAACUUACUAACAAUAAGAAGAAUGAAUAUCAAGAAGAAAGUUUCAAACAAUACAUACAAAAUUAUCAAAACAUUCAUAUUUCCCGAUAAAUAUGCAGAUAUACAUAUUGUAUGUGUAUAUAUAUAUAGAGAGGAAUAAUAUAUAUUACUUAAUAUUAAUGCAUUUUCUAAUAAGGAUGUAUCUGUUUUAAUUCUGAUAAAUUCAAUGUGAUAUUUUAUUGCAAUAUUAUGACGCAAAUUUUAUGUUAAUAGAUUUUAUAUUUUGUUGUGAUACAUGUUGCUUGCGGUUAUAUGUAUUAUUGUGUAUUAAUCGCGCAUAGUCGUCUAAAAAUUGGCACGAAAAAAUUUUACAGAAAUUUAUUGAGCGAUAAUCUCUAAAAGAUUAUUGCUGAUAUUGGAAAAAUAUUUAAUUUUAUUUAAGAGCGAUUACUAUCGUUUUGAAUGACGUUUUAAAUGAUAAUUAAGACAAGAGAUCAGAUUCUUAUUGUAUGCAUAGUACACAAUGCAAUUGCUUUUUGGCACAUGCAGCUACGAAAGUAGUUAAUUAUAUUGUGUAUAUAUGUCUGUUUAUCGCAUACGCCAAUAGUGCGUUGAUGUUAUUGUAGACAGAAUAGUUUGUUAAAAACUUAGAAACGCAAUGUCGAGAUCCAGAUUGAGACAAUUCCUUCGAAAAAUUCAAUUGUCAGAAAAGUAGAAACCUGAUCAGAUGAACCGAUUGAUUCACUGAAAGUAGUGGAUGAAGGCUUACAUUCUCAAAAAUAUUACUGUAGGCAAUUUAUUAAAUAAUAGUCAUAUUUUGUAUCAGUUUUAAUAUAAUAUUUUUGCAUAAAUUACAAACAAGCGUACACUAUUGCGAGUAAUUCAUGAAUUCGAUUGAAUUUAAAGCUUAAAAAAUUUCACAAAUGCCUUCAUUCACUUACUCUUUCGAUUCUAUUUGCUAUUGCAAAUAGAAAUUGCACCUUUUUUAGGUAUAAUAAAUCCUAGUCGCUCAGUCUAGCCAUUAUUUAUUGAACGAGAAUCUGAUAUCGUAAAGAUAUUGUAAAUGUAGAAAAUAUUUAUAAAAAUGGUUGUAAAGAAUCUAAGUCAUUUACAAUAACAUGUGCUCUAUGAUUUUAUAUAUAUAUAAAAUU